AUGGCAGUCGACCCCAAAUCCAUCAAAUGCAAGGCUUGUUCCAAAGACCUGGCCACGGUCACGGACUCAGGGCUUAUUCCUACCCUAGAUGACACCGUGAGUGAGGGCUGCGAGACUUGUCAACAAUUUCGCCCCUUAUUCGAUGCAAUGGAGGCUGCAAAUACAGAGUACAGGUCUUUUAGAGACCGACGUGACAACUAUCGCCCCAAACAAGAUGCUCUACUGGAAGUCAGGAGAACACAUAUCGACUUCAACAAUUGGCUGUCGGGCGUCGAGUCGAGCCCGGGACAUUUGCAAACGAAGGAGGUCAAUGAACCACAGGGUGAGAAGCGACCGCGGUCGUUGUCGCAAUCAUCCGAAACUUCAGCUCAACCAACAAUCAAAUCAUCCCGACAUGAUCUCAAUAAAGACGCUAGGCAUGUGCGGAAGCGCUUUAGGUUCGCAGGCGAGGUUGAAUUCCGCGAAGAUUAUCGGCCAAGUCAGAACUAUGCUCGUAGCGACGAAACCUAUAUUCCGGGCAGAUAUGCGCCACCUGAGGACGGCGAGCAUCUAGAUACAAGUGGUAGCGCAAAGACCUUCUUGAGGUUCACAGGCAUGAAGAAAGUUGGCAAAGAAUGGGUUGAUGUGUGGAACAAUGAGGAGGGAUCUGAGAGCAAGAAGGGCGGGAAAAGAUCUUUCAGUACCAGAAACGAGCCAGAUGCAAAUGCUGCGGCUGCAGCUGUCUCGUCUACGACUGGAGAGGAUACAACUCAGCUCGACGCUGCUCCAAUGGACGCUCGGGCGCGAAGACUGGCGCGAAGAACACAACCGCGGCAAAAUGUCGCAAUGGAAAGGUGGACUGGAACGCCAAGUGGCAGCAAGCCAGUGUUGACCGAAGAACUCUUUGAGCCGACAGAAAUUGUUUCUACCACGAGUUUCGAUACCGCUGCGCGCGUCAGAAGCUCGACUGAGUCUUCUCAGCGGACCAAUGGCGAAUCCCAUGACACUGCCAGACCUGAGAAUCGAUACUCGGAGAAAGGGACUCCUUUGCAUGAACAUGUUCUUGAAGAGAUGCCUUCUAGAGAAGGAGGAGACGGCAACAACGAGACAGAUAAUGUGUCUGCUAAGGCACGACAAAACAUAGGAGAGAGCCAACAUGAGCACGACCUCAUAACACCCUUAGAUGGCGGCGAAGUACAGCGCACCAAGAGACACACGCAUUCAAGGAACCUAUGGAUACCCAAUCUGGGAUACCUAAGAAGAGCGCCACAAUGGCGCGAUAACUUCAAGCCAUUCGGUCCAUUCGACUGA
This is a messenger RNA of Parastagonospora nodorum SN15, 1290 nucleotides long. RefSeq lists its product as hypothetical. Bases 1 to 1290 code for a protein of 429 amino acids. The record is from RefSeq and is a predicted model, not a curated record. Lineage: Eukaryota; Fungi; Ascomycota; Dothideomycetes; Pleosporales; Phaeosphaeriaceae. The transcript has 2 exons.